AUGGGACGGCCGCGAGGUGGCAUGAAGGGUGCCGCGCUGGUCAAGGCGGCGUUGGCGAGGGCGGCCGCAUUGAAGCAGGCGAACGCACGGACGGCGGGAGAUGUAGCUGCUGACGCCGCAGUUCUUGGCACGGCAGAUGAGCUGGCGAGCGCGCAAGCGGAUGCUUCGACCCAAGAGGGGCAGAAGCUGGAGGACGCGAGUGCCCAGGCAACCGCAGCCCCUGCUGCUCCAACAGAGCCGGCAGCCGCCCUCCCCUCCGCCACCGAUCUCGGCGUGAGCGAGGAGAAGCUGGAGAAGUGGCGCAAGUUCGGCGGUGGCGACCUCGAGCCGGUCCUCGCGAGCGGCGCCGUCGCCCUCCUCGACGCGCAGUGGAUCAUCCGCCACGCCGAGGCGGGCGGCGUCCUCACCCACCGCCAGGCGCUGCCCGAAGAGGCCUUCCUCUCCCUCGCCGACCUCGUCAAGGCGACCGGCGAGGAUUGGCUUCCCGUCGCCGCGCUCUCCUACCCGUGGCUGACCAAGGACCACCCCGACCCGCUCGGAGCCAACCUCGCCCGCGUCGCAAGGGCGCUCAAGGCCCUGCUCAGCGAUCCCGACCUCAUCACGCGGCUCGGCGUCUUCUGGGACUUCGGCUCGCUGCACCAGCACCCCGACCCCGCCAACGGCGUCCUGCGCACCGAGGAGCAGAACGCGCUCUUCAAGCAGGGGCUGGGCUGCCUCGGCACGCUCUACUCCCACCAGCACACGUUCGUGCUGCGGCUGACCUCCUUCCCGGACGGCCACAAGGCGGAGGAUCAGACCGAGGGCACCAACGUGGCCAAGUACUUUGACCGCGGCUGGUGCUUCACGGAGCAGUGCUGGGCGGGCCUGACAAAGGCCGGCUUCCUCUCGCUCGACCUCGGCAAGAUGCGCGUCGGCACGGAGUACGGCAUCGUCAGCCUCAUUGACGACUGCAGAAAGGAUGGCGGCCGGCGCCCUCCGCUGCUGCCGUCUGCGUUCGCGGCGGAGCUUGAGAAGAAGAGCUUCACCAACGGCAAGGAGGACUAUCCGCUGGUGAAGGGGUUGUACAAGGACGCCUUCGAGGAGCAGUUUGGCAAGGCGACCGUGCUGGACUACACCGGCCUCGGCUGGGGCGACGCGGAGACGGCGCAGCUGGCGGAGGUCCUCGCGAGCGGGGCAGCGCCGCGGCUCGAGUACCUCGGGCUCGGCGGCAACAAGAUUGGCGACGAGGGCUGCAAGGCGCUGGCCGCCGCCCUCGGCAAGGAGGGGGCAGCGCCGCGGCUCAAGACGCUCAAUCUCGGCGGCAACCAGAUUGGCGACGAGGGCUGCAAGGCGCUGGCCGCCGCCCUCAAGGAGGGGGCAGCGCCGCGGCUCAAGACGCUCAAUCUCGGCGGCAACCAGAUUGGCGACGAGGGCUGCAAGGCGCUGGCCGCCGCCCUCAAGGAGGGGGCCGCCCCGAGCUUGAAGGCGCGAGAGACGCCACCCCUCGCCACACGCCCCUCCCCCGCCCGAUGCUCAUCGCACCUCCCCACGCGUGCAGACGCUCUGGGUGCGCAACAAGAAGCAGCCUGA
Molecule: messenger RNA, 1569 nt
Organism: Emiliania huxleyi CCMP1516
Lineage: Eukaryota; Haptophyta; Isochrysidales; Noelaerhabdaceae
Exons: 2
Coding region: 1-1569 (522 amino acids)
Biological process (GO): activation of GTPase activity; nucleocytoplasmic transport
Cellular component (GO): perinuclear region of cytoplasm; nucleus; cytosol
Molecular function (GO): small GTPase binding; GTPase activator activity
Source: RefSeq, a predicted model, not a curated record